AUGGCGUUCCCUCGGACGUCCUCCAUCGUGCUGUGGUUCUCACUCAUACUCUUUGUUUAUUGGACGACCUCGGCUGCUGAGUCACAUGACCCUUCACCUGCUGACCUCCCAGCCCUUCGCAGGCUCAAAAGAGAGCUGGAUGCAACCACCAAAGAACAGGUCCAGAGUGGGUUCCAGGUGGGCGUAAACUUCCUGACCACAGUCACGGAGGUGACGAACCAAAUCCAACCUAAGCAGCUGGCGUCUGUGCUCAAGGGCCUGGCCAACUUUGCCAGUUUGGCGCCCGGUAUCGGAAGUCUGGUCUGCUCAUUUAUCAACGUGGUUUUGGCCAUCAUCCCUCAGGAAAACAGCAUUGAGGAGCUGAGGAACGGCUUCAGUGAGGUCAACCGGAGGCUGGACUCUCUGGCCUUCCAGAUAUCCGACCUGGCCACAGACGUGGAGUGGUUCAACUUCGCCAGCGUCUACUCUCGAGAUGAGACUCGCAUCCUGAACGCCUGGAUGAAGUUAGAUGAGUUUCAGCAGAACCUCAGGCUGGUGACGAGUGAAGAAGAGAAGCUGAGGCUGGCGGAGAUCUUCGCCAACUUCUAUGAGAACUCCGGGACUGAGGGCAGCGUGGCCAACAUCUACCAUUACCUGACGGUCAGCGGCACGUCUCUAAGCAAGAACAUCAACAGCCUGUUGAAGGACAAGUUCAAGUGCAGCAUCAGUGAGAUGGGCCGCUAUAACAUGUACCUGAGCAGUCUGCUGUGGAAGGGCAUGGUCCUCAACCAGCUCUACUGGAAACUCAUCGGAUUCAGCUCAUCAGGUAAACAGGACGAACAUAACCGUAUGUUCAAGAACGUCUUCAAAGCUCAGAACGAUGCUUUGCAGUUCUGUCUGGACAACUUUGACCAGUACUUGGUUAAAGACGUGGAGGUGGUCAGCAAAAGAUUCACCGAAGACCGAAAACAGGACAUAGCUGCCAACGUCCAAAAGACUCUGGAUGAGAAGUACUUCUGGUACAAGUGGGCAGUGGUGGUGUACGCGAAGGGCGAUGAGGCCAACUACAAACUGGUCCAUAUGCGGUCUGUACCUGUGGGGGACCUGGUGGUGGCGGUGGGAUACACCCACAAGGAAACAAACACAUACCAACAGGAAGUUGAGUCUGCCGCUCAGAGAUGCUUUGCUGAUACCCAGUGUACGGACCUUAAACAGAAGUCCCAGGACUGUGUCAUUGAGGUGCCCACUGGAGGCUACAUAGGCCAGCCCUACGGCCACCCUGUCCCCGAAAUGGAUUUUAGAAGCUUUGCAGAAUAUGGGAGAGUUUUGCAUUAUUUCUAUCGUAAUGCUCCAGUGAUGUCACCACCGCCUGUAUUCAACCAGGUGGAGUGCAUACACCUCGAUGGUUAUAAGUACAAGGUGAACGUCUACCUGUCCUUACGGUUGCCGGUUUGUUCCUCACGUGACACCUGUCUGAACGGAGGCGUGUGCAAGCGGCUGAUGGACUCCAAUGAACACCUAUGUGACUGUCCUGACGGUUACUUUGGAAACAGAUGUGAAAGCAGCACCAGCAGCUUCCAGAACAUUAACAUCGGUUCCCUGGUGCCGGACAUAACCACCCUCAACACCAAACUGGACCAGAUCCUUGACACCCAUCUGAAGCAGAUAGAGCACAAGCUGGACCAGGUCAUGAGGACAUGUUCGGCCCACUAACGAAGACCUAAACACACAUCAGCAACAUCCACCGUCACCGUCGGAGGUUCCAGGUCCUGACCCACUGGGAUGUUUAUGUUACAUGGGAAAGCCUGUGAUAAUAGGAGUUAUUAUGGGAUGGAUGUGUGGUGUGAAUAUGUCCAACAGAUGAAUAAAUAAACAUCAGUGAGUUGGUCCA
This is a messenger RNA of Sphaeramia orbicularis (orbiculate cardinalfish), 1870 nucleotides long. RefSeq lists its product as uncharacterized. The record is from RefSeq and is a predicted model, not a curated record. The transcript has a single exon. NCBI's taxonomy places the organism in Eukaryota, Metazoa, Chordata, Actinopteri, Kurtiformes, Apogonidae. The coding region runs from base 1 to 1692 and encodes 563 amino acids.